Caenorhabditis elegans is the source of this 1787-nucleotide messenger RNA. RefSeq names its product Protein regulator of cytokinesis 1 (gene spd-1). The record is from RefSeq and is marked reviewed. Lineage: Eukaryota; Metazoa; Nematoda; Chromadorea; Rhabditida; Rhabditidae. Gene Ontology annotation, molecular function: microtubule binding. Gene Ontology annotation, biological process: microtubule cytoskeleton organization. Bases 2 to 1591 code for a protein of 529 amino acids. The transcript has 4 exons. Gene Ontology annotation, cellular component: microtubule cytoskeleton.
AAUGUCCCGAAGGCACAGCGUCGUUGACGCGUACUCAACUGUAGAAGGAAAGAUUCGCGACACGAUGCGAGAACUCUCAGCGUUAUGGGAUGAGGUGGACAUGUCGGAAGCAAUGAGGCUCAAGCGUGUCGACAACGCGUUCACGCACAUAACGCUUCUCUGUGAUGAUAUGCUAUCCGGCGAGAAGGAGAUGAUCCACAAUCUGAAGGUCAGCAUUCGCGAGGACAUGCAAAAUGUCAAAAAGAUGCGGCUCGAGCUGGAAAUGGAGGAUUUUCAGCGGCCCGCCGAGAUAAAGGACGGCUCGAUCGCCUUGAUGAGACAUUUGCAGUCGGAAGUGAAAAGUUUGGAGACAGAAUUCCAGACGAGACACGAGGAUCAGCGUGUGCUCAUCGAGAAGAUCUGCAAUUUGAAGAAGCGGUUGGAGUCGGAUUUCGAAUUCGAAUAUGAGAUUCAUGCGCUCUUCCCAGUAAAGGCGUUCGAGAAGUACUCGGCAAGCUGCAGUGAGAUGGAGGAGCUCCUCAAACACCGCUACCACCAAAUCGAGCGUCUCCAGACCGACAUCUCGCAGUGGAAGAGUAUGGCGCAGAAUGUGGCCGACUAUAUCGGCGGGGAUGAUGAUUUGAAGAAUUUGCUGGAGAAGAACAUCGAUUCCCCGGAAUUUGUGUUCUCUGAGCGGCUUUUGGACUCGUUGCAGUCUUACCACAGCGAGCUGGAGCCGCUUUACAAGCAUUGGCUGGAAGAUAUCGAGUUCCGAUGGACCGAGAAGCAUCAGCAACUUCAGGAGCUUUGGGAGAAAUGUCUCGUAUCGGAAGCAGAUCGACAUUAUUCGCCGAUUUUCGAGCCAACCAAAAACUCGGAGCAAACCCUAAAGCGGAUGGAGGACGAGUGUGACCGCCUGGAGAAGAAGUACGAAGCGUGCCGAAUCGUGUUCGAGCUUGUCGACAAGUGGAGAGCCGUGUGGACCGAGAAGCUCACGAUCGACGAGAAGCGGAAGCAGCCGAACUACUACAAGACGACAAACGUGCUGCCGGAUAACAAGCGAGAACGCGAGCUGCUCAACCAGAUGCCAGUGCUCGAGCGGAAAAUCGACUCGGCGCACCGAAAAUACGGCAAUGAGCACGACGGCGAGCAGAUUUCGAUCCAGGGAAUGGCGCCGUUGGAGUACGUGCGUUUCGUGCAGGAGGAGCACAAACGCGAGCUGAAAUUCGAGCUUCAGCUCAAGAAGGAGGAGAAGACGCGGAUGCAGUCGCCGACGCCGACCCGUACGCCUCGCACACAGAAGAGAGCCAUGUUUAGGACGCCGAUGUCGACGGCGAAGAUGGAGCCCGUGGCUAAAAAGCUAAACUUCGACACGGAUCUACCGCCAUGUAUGUCUCCCGCCACAUCCGAAAUGAUCAGCUUCAUCACACCGACCAGAAGACAAGCCGUCGGCCCGAAAACCUCGUCGCCAAAGGACACACAGCCCUCCACCUCCUCCUCAUCCCGAACGACGACUCCGAUGUCGAAACGGGCGAUGACGCCGUCCUCAAUCGCCUCAUCGACGCCGUCAUCCGCUAAGAAAGUGCUGACGAGACGAAAUCAGUUUUUGUGAAUAAUUUCAUCAUUCCAAUUUUUUUUUCUGUGUGUGUACAUUUUCAAUUUCCUAUAGGAAUUUUUCGCCGCAUUAAUCAAUCAAACGGCACGUGCUUUACUCGCCCCAAUGCACAAUACAUUGUUAAAUAGUUAAACUUUUUGCUUUUUUAUUUCCUUUUAUAAAAUGGAAUUAACUCAAUGAACUUGUGCUUUAG